AUGACUGAAUUUGUUCAACCAGUCAAUCAAUCAAUUUCACAUUUUCAACUUGGAUCAAUGAAUGAUGUAGAUAAUUUCGAUAUAGAUCGAUUAAAUAGUUCAUUACAAUAUGGUGAUCAUCAUAUUAUUGAAGAUAAUACAAAAAAAAAAGAAAGAAAAAAAUUAAAGAAAAAAGAAGAAGAAAAUGAAAAACGU
Rotaria sordida is the source of this 195-nucleotide messenger RNA. The record is from the annotation of a GenBank genome assembly. Lineage: Eukaryota; Metazoa; Rotifera; Eurotatoria; Philodinida; Philodinidae.